This is a messenger RNA of Pyricularia grisea, 258 nucleotides long. RefSeq lists its product as uncharacterized. Bases 1 to 258 code for a protein of 85 amino acids. The record is from RefSeq and is a predicted model, not a curated record. The transcript has 2 exons. NCBI's taxonomy places the organism in Eukaryota, Fungi, Ascomycota, Sordariomycetes, Magnaporthales, Pyriculariaceae.
AUGGGCACCUCAACAGCAGCAGAGAAUCAUUACCAAAGAUCAAGAAGGGGCUCUGAUCCCAAGAUUCUCCCGACAAAGUUCGUCUCCGACACGGCGCUGUUGAUACUCGCAUUGGAGGAGGUGCUAGGAGACAAGACACGCUUCGACAUUCAAGUCUGUAGCAACGCCUACAGCAUAAGCAGCACGACUGAUCAAGAUAUAGACAUGGUCCUCUUCACGACGGAAGAGCGCGUUGAGGAGUCCAAAGCAAUCACAUAG